AUGCGUUCUGCCGCUGCCAUCCUCUUGGCCAUUGCCAACCUCUCUCUGGUUUCUGCUGCUCCAUCAGCACCCAAGGUGCUUGAUGAGAGUGUGUUCGAAAACGCUGACACUCCCACCUGGAAGAUCCCCGUUGUAAAGGGCGAAGCCCCCGUGGAGUUCAAGGGUACCAUCCAAGACGUUAUGAAGCAGCUCGAAGUCGACUACCCCGAGUAUGCCCGCAAGGCUCAUGAGAAGAUUGACGCUGCAAUGGAGGACGAAGAGGCGAAUGAGGCACCCCCUUCUCCUGAGGCUCAGGCUCUCGACCGCCUACAGAGGCGGGAUCACAACAUCUGUUGGAACUUCCCUGCUGCUAGGGAGAGGCCCAUCCACGAAGGCAUUCAGUACCUCCGCGGCAUCGGUGGCGGCUUGACCGUGCGCGCAGGUCCCGGAGCCUGCGAUAGAAUCAGCUGCUCAAGCAAUGCAGGAAUCUUUAUCUGCAACGAUAACCGCACUCCAUUCUUUAUCCCAUCAUGGGAUAAUGUUGCCAAUGCAGCCAAGGCUUGUAACAACGAGUGCCGUAGGUUCUGCUUUGAUUGCGGUCUUCAGACCGGUUGGUGGACCGCCGGACAGCGCUUCCAUGACGCCAACUUCAAUGUCAUCCUCCGUGAGCAGUCAUGCUAG
Messenger RNA from Fusarium venenatum, 660 nucleotides. RefSeq lists its product as uncharacterized. The record is from RefSeq and is a predicted model, not a curated record. NCBI's taxonomy places the organism in Eukaryota, Fungi, Ascomycota, Sordariomycetes, Hypocreales, Nectriaceae.